Messenger RNA from Phoenix dactylifera (date palm), 1962 nucleotides. RefSeq lists its product as uncharacterized. Lineage: Eukaryota; Viridiplantae; Streptophyta; Magnoliopsida; Arecales; Arecaceae. The record is from RefSeq and is a predicted model, not a curated record.
CAUAUUGCUAUUUCCUUGCAGCAUCAUGAUGCCUCUUCUUGUUGCCUCUCCUCUGCCAUUAUCAAGCAUCCAUCAUGCUAAAAUCUCCUCAGAUUCGGCAAAGCUCGGUGGCGCCGAUGCCGGUAGCCCGGCUGAGCCCAGUGGGAAGGGAACAACCUUUGCUCCUAUUGAUGAGUUUGAUAUGAUUGAGCCCUUGAGCAAAUGGUUAGAUGGUUAUGCUGAUGAUGACAGUAAGAUGGAGUUUCUAAGGUCACAGAUCAUUGGAGCUGAGGCUGAGUUCGACUCCCCUUUUGGUCGACGCCGCAUCACAUACUCGGAUCACACAGCUUCAGGGAGGUUCCUGCGGUUUGUGGAGGAAUUUCUACUGCAAGAUGUCCUUCCAUUCUAUGGGAACACUCACACUGUGGAUAGCUAUGUGGGCCUCCACACCAGCAAGUUGGUCCACCAAGCCUCCCAAUACAUCAAGCACUGCAUGGGAGCCGGCCCGCAUGACAUCCUCCUCUUCUGUGGCACCGGCUGUACCGCGGCGAUCAAACGGCUGCAAGAGGUGAUGGGGAUCACUGUCCCAUCCAUCCUCCGUCCAGUGGUCCUCAACCACCUCCCGCCUUCCGAUCGGUGGGUCAUAUUCAUAGGCCCAUAUGAGCACCAUUCCAACCUGCUGUCAUGGCGCCAGACCCUAGCCGAAGUGGUCGAGAUCGGGCUCGAUGAGUCGGGGCACAUCGACCUUGCAGCCCUCGAGGCCGCCCUUGAGUCCCCAGAGUACUCCGGAAGACCCAAGCUUGGUUCUUUCUCGGCCUGCAGCAAUGUCACCGGAGUGCUGUCCGACACAAGUGGAAUCGCACAUAUGCUCCAUCGGCAUGGUGCCUAUGCAUGCUUCGACUUCGCAUGCAGCGCGCCAUACGUGAACAUCGAGAUGAGAUCUGGCGAGGUGGACGGCUACGAUGCCGUGUUUCUCAGCCCACACAAGUUCAUCGGUGGACCUGGGAGCCCCGGCAUCCUUCUGAUGAAUGAGGGCCUCUACCGGAUCAAAGGCACCCCUCCCUCCACCAGCGGCGGAGGCACCGUUCUAUACGUCAGCGGCCACGAUGUAAAGGACACCGUGUAUUGCGAGAACGCGGAGGAACGGGAAGAUGCCGGUACGCCGGGGAUCGUCCAGAAGAUUCGUGCCGCGCUCGCGUUCUGCGUGAAGGAGUGGGUCGGACACGUAGCGAUCCGCGAGAGGGAAGCUCUUUUUGCGCGACGAGCCAUGGAGCGGAUCCGGGAGAACCCGAAGGUGCGGGUGCUGGGGCACGUGUGCGAGGAGGAGCGGCAGCCGAUCAUGUCGUUCCUCGUGUACCCGGACGGGAUGCGUGGCAAGCACCUACACUGCAGUUUCGUGACCAAGCUGUUGAACGAUCUGUUCGGGAUCCAGGGACGCGGCGGUUGCGCGUGCGCCGGGCCCUACGGUCACGUGCUUCUCGGGAUCGACCGGGCCCGGUCCAAAGCCAUCAAGACCGCGGUCGAGAGAGGAUAUGAAGGGGCGAGGCCGGGGUGGACCCGGGUUAGUUUUGCAUACUAUACCUCAUGGAAGGAGAUGGAGUUCGUGGUGGAUGCAAUAGAGUUUGUGGCGGAGUACGGUCAUCGAUUUCUUCCUCUAUAUGGCUUUGAUUGGAAAACUGGUCAUUGGGAAUAUGUAGGUGCUGGACUUGUCUUUCCCAUAACAAAUGGAGGCGGCAACGGUGGCGAGAGUUACGAAGAUUAUAUUGCCAGUGCUAGAUGUGUCGUCAACUCUAUACCAAAUCUCUCGGUAGAGAGAAAUAUUCCAAAAUGCAUUGACCCUCAAUUAGUGAACUUUAAGAUGUAAGUGGUUGGGAUCUUUCUUGGGAGCUUUGUGCUAUAUAAACCUCAUAUUUUAUUAUUUUCUGUAAAGGAGAUUAAUAUAUAAACUAUUACAGGACAAGGAUUUUAAUCGGGUUUUGCCUA